AUUUAUAUGUAAUAAUAUGUAUAUUAGGUACUAAUAAUUAUUAAUUAGGUAUGCUCCCGCAGUACCAAUGUAGUAGUGCUUACCGCAGUACUUACUACAUACCAUAAUGUUAUUAUUAUACUUACUAUAGUUCGGCCGAAUACGUUAAGUAAGACUACGCCUAUGUAGGCCUAUUUUCCUAUUGCCUCAAGUAGGCAGUCAAUUAGGAACAGUGGGAACCAGGAAGUGAAAGUUAAAAUGGUCGUUAUUUAUAUCUUUACGGUUUUGUAAUUAUUAACGUAUUAUUAUUGAUAGGUAGGUAGGAGAUGCCUACCUAGUCCAAACUGCAAAAGUCCAUAGUACCUCGUAGCCGGUGUUUGAAGUUAAUAUAACGUUUAUUCAAGUAUAAUCAAUGCUAAUACCUAAUCUAAAAUUCGUAAUAAUAAUAAUAUUAUAGUCAUGCAUAAUAUUAUUAUUUAUCGUGUGUGACCUGUGUUCGACUUUGACAACUUAUAUAACGUCAACAUCAGGUUUUUUUUAUUUCAUAAUUUAUUAAUGACUAGCUACCACUAUUUCUACUUCUACUAUCGCUAUUACUACAAUUAAUUCGACAACACGUUCUUACAAAUAACUCAACAACUACAUUGUAUCAAGGACGCAACAGCCGAAAAAUGACAAUCUCAGGCUUGUUGUUGAAAUUGGGUAUUUAUACCUCGGCUCUUGUUGGUUUCUUCACCAUGCUGCCUUUAAAAGACAAUGUCACUUUCACCGAAUACAGUGUCACACCACAAAAACCUUUGAUAGGACCGUUAGCAAUAAAUGAAAAGUUAUCAGGCAUAUCAAAACUUUUUGAAGAUCAAAUUGUAGGACCCGAAGGUCUGUUGUAUUAUAAUAAUACUUUAUAUACAACAUUGCAUUAUGGCCAUGUUGUUAAAAUUGUUGAUAAUGAAAUAGUUCCUGUUGUGAAAUUUGGGAAAGUCUGUGAUGGAUUAUACGAUGAACAUAUUUGUGGACGUCCACUUGGCUUAAGUAUGGAUAAAACAGGAUUUUUAUAUGUAGCUGAUGCAUAUUAUGGUAUUUUCAAAGUGAAUUUAAACCCAGAUCAGUAUGGCAAAAAAGAGCAAUUAGUUUCAUUGGAUGAUGUUAUUGAUGGUGUACGUCCUAAAUUACCAAAUUCAGUUGUAAUAACUUCUGAUGGUACAAUGUACUGGACAGACUCUGAUACAAACUAUAAAUUACACAAUGGAGUUUAUACAUUAUUAGUUGAUGGAACUGGAAGAUUAUUGAAAUAUGAUCCAAAAACUAAAAGAAAUACAGUGUUAAUGAAAAAUAUUCAAUUUGCUAAUGGUGUGGAAUUAUCAGAUGAUGAAUCAUUCAUAUUGGUGUCUGAAACUGCAAAAUACCGUAUACAAAAGUAUUAUUUGAAAGGACCCAAAACAGGGAAAAGUGAAAUAUUUAUUGAUGGUUUACCAGGAAUGCCAGAUAAUAUUAAAAGAAAUGGUAGAGGGUCGUUUUAUAUUCCAUUAGUCAUACCAAGAGUUCCAAUUGUUGAUAAUAUCGGCGAAUAUCCAACUAUUAGAAUGAUGAUUACCAAAUCUUUAGGACUAAUUGAUUUUACAUUGCUAAAAAUCAAUUCAUUAUAUCCCAAUUUAUAUUGCAAAAAAGCUAUGCAUUGGAUUGGACAUUUUGAAUCAAUGUCAUUCAUCAAAUCAAUAGUCAAUCAACGACUUUCUGUUUUAAAAGUUAAUGAAAAUGGCAAAGUAUUAUCAAGUUACCAUUCUACAGACGGAAAGGUAACUGGAAUAUGUGAUGUUGAAGUGAUUGAUGAUAAAUUAUAUCUGGGCUCACCAUUCAACACCUUUUUGGGAGUUAUUAAACUGCCACAAGGAUUUUUAUAAGUUAAAAUUUUUAUUAGUUUAUUGUUUUUUUUUUUUUUUUUUUAAUAGUUAGCAUUGUUAUACACAUUUAUUUUGAAACUUUAUUACUUGAAUUUGUACAAUUUUUAGCUCAUACUAUGUCACAAUCAAAUGCAUUAUACACAGUGAUUAUUUAUAUUUAUUUACAGGAGUUUUUAUACAUUCAUACCAGAAAAAUAUCUAUAUUUUGUAUGUUUCUAUUUGUAUAAAAGACAAAUUUGAAUGUUCCAUGUUACUUAUAUAUACAUAUUUUAUUGUGAUGUCAAAUUCUACUCAAAUUAAAUUAUUUUUUUAUCUAGAUUAUAUAAAAAUAACUUCUUCUAUGUUCUGAUUAUUAUAAUUCCCAGUCAUAAAAAAUAGAAACUUAAUUCAUUAUUUAUUAUUGUUAAGAAACUAUCCUUUACAUUUUAUAAGAAACUAGAAACUCAUAAAAUAAUAUGUUUUUAAUUGUUUGCUUUGUGAAAAUAAAGCAGUCAAUUUUUUUUUGGA
Molecule: messenger RNA, 2384 nt
Organism: Metopolophium dirhodum (rose-grain aphid)
Lineage: Eukaryota; Metazoa; Arthropoda; Insecta; Hemiptera; Aphididae
Product: adipocyte plasma membrane-associated protein Hemomucin-like
Exons: 8
Coding region: 651-1877 (408 amino acids)
Biological process (GO): biosynthetic process
Molecular function (GO): strictosidine synthase activity
Source: RefSeq, a predicted model, not a curated record